AUGGCACCAGCUAUUCUUGGUGCAGAUGUGAAUGGUCUAAAUGGCUUUCAUCCUCCAACAUCCAAGGUCAAUCUUGACUCGACCGAAAGAAUCCCAAAGGGCCACCAUCCCUCAAUUUCCACGACAAUCCCGUUCAGAGAUAUCACUACCAAUGAUCACCCAGCGGCCUUUGAACCCGACACAUGUAAUGGGAACCGUCAUCAUCUCUCGGCACCCGCAAACGGUCUUUCAAAAGAACCCACACGCGAUCAUGAACAAGCAGACUCUGGUAUCUCAGACUGUUACCGCCCUGCGGCAUCUGCUACAAGCACUUCUAUUAAUCCCACAGACGACGCCCAUCAAACGGAUUCUGACAUCGCAAACGGUAACAUCUUUGAGAAGACGCAGAACAGAAAAGUGGAUAUCGGCCCUCAUGCCAGCAUCGUUGUGCGAGAGUGGAAGCUCUUGCGGAACUCAGUCACUAAUGUGACGCCCACGUAUGUUGAUACCGACUAUCUUGGGGUUGCCAAAAUCACUGCAGUCUCAAAGCAUGGCAUGAAUGUAAAGAUUAAAGACAAGGCUGCCGCUACAAAGCGUGUCAACGAGAGCGUAGAAUUCCUGGCUCAACGCCUUGCGGAUGGUCGUUCUCUCUAUGGCAUCACAACCGGCUUUGGCGGCAGUGCUGACCUUCGAACACUCAAGGUCAUGGACUUACAGCGGGCAUUAAUCCAACAUCAACACAGCGGUAUUCUCCCAAUCGAUAAAAAGGCCGGAUCGAUCCACCUCUCGUUGGGCAAAGCGCCGGGCGUCAAUUUCAUGCCCGAAGAAUGGGUUCGAGGUACCAUGCUCGUUCGCUGCAAGUCACUCCUCGCUGCCCAUUCAGCAGUGCGCUUCGAGAUCAUUGAACUGAUUAUAUCAUUGCUCAAUAACGACAUGAUACCUUUGGUUCCUUUGCGUGGCUCUAUUUCUGCAUCCGGGGAUCUUCAGCCGCUGUCUUAUAUCGCCGGAGUACUGGAAGGUAAUCCAGAUUGCUAUGUCUGGACAAAUGACGGUAAUUUAGGCCGGAUUAUUAUCCCAGCAGACGUGGCACUCGAACAUCUAGUGCAGAAAUCCAUCACUUUUGGACCGAAGGAAGCUCUUGCAGUCUUGAACGGAACCGCUGUAUCCACCGCAGUGGCAGCACUGGCGAUGCAGGAGUCACAUACUCUAGCCAUCUUCUCUCAAGUGCUGACAGCCAUGGGAGUCGAAGCCCUGCAUGGGUCAACUGGCAGCUUCAACGCUUUCUUCGACAGAGUCCGCCCUCACCGCGGUCAACGAGAAGCCGCUGCGAAUAUCCGCCUGUUCCUCACCGGUUCUCAGCUUGCUCACCCUGAGCAGGAAGAUGAAGAAAACCGCAUAGGUCUUAAGCAAGAUCGCUACGCUCUUCGCACAUCACCUCAAUGGAUCGGCCCUCAGCUCGAAGACCUCGCUUUAGCGCACGAGCAAAUCACGGUCGAAUGCAAUUCGACAACCGACAAUCCUCUCAUCGACAUCGAGGGUGGCGCCAUUCAUCACGGAGGAAACUUCCAGGCAGCCUCUAUCACUUCGGCUAUGGAGAAAACCCGCUCUUGCCUGCAAAUGUUCGGCCGGAUGCUUUUUUCUCAGUGCACUGAGCUCAUCAAUCCGGCUAUGAACAACGGACUGCCACCCAACCUUGCGGCUGAUGACCCGAGCACGAGUUACACAAUGAAAGGUGCAGAUAUCAACGUUGCAGCCUAUAUGUCUGAACUAGCAUACCUGGCAAACCCCGUAAGCAACCACGUGCAGACUGCAGAAAAUGGCAACCAGGCGAUCAACUCGCUGGCACUGGUCUCGGCGCGAUACACCCACAUGGCCAUCGAUUGCUUGUCGAUGAUAUGUGCAACGUAUUUGUACAUCUUGUGUCAAGCCUUGGACAUUAGGGCUAUGGAUCGUGGCUACCUCAGUGCCAUCGGUCCUGCUGUCAACGAAAUCACUGCGCACAUCUUCGAAACUGCGCUUAGCGAUGCCACCAAUGCGACUGCUUUGAAUCAGCUGCAAUCGAAAUUGCUGGAGCAAGUUGUGAGGCAGUAUAGUCUCACGACCUCUCUAGACACUAGUGACCGCUUCAGCGCAAUCGCCGAGGCCGUGCAGUCCACUCUGACAACAGCCCUUUACACCGACGGCAGCCUGCCAAAGCAAUUCGAUGCUCUAUCAGCCAUCAAGCGGUGGACGGAUCAGACGUCGACGACUCUCCACAAUCUCUUCCUCCAGCAUCGACAAGCCUACUUUACCGCUCCGGACGCCACCCCGUACCUCGGAGCCGCAUCAUCACGCAUGUACAGUUACGUCCGCAAAGAUUUGCAAGUGCCCUUCCACAAAGGCUUGGCGGAUCACCCAACCAAGGAUAACAAGCUGAAGACGCUUGGCUCGAACAUCAGCAUCAUCCAUGAGGCUAUGAGGAGUGGACGACUGUACGAUCCUGUUCUAUUGUGUCUGGGAGCGCAUCCGUGA
This is a messenger RNA of Letharia lupina, 2490 nucleotides long. RefSeq lists its product as uncharacterized. The record is from RefSeq and is a predicted model, not a curated record. Gene Ontology annotation, cellular component: cytoplasm. Gene Ontology annotation, biological process: L-phenylalanine catabolic process. Gene Ontology annotation, molecular function: ammonia-lyase activity. NCBI's taxonomy places the organism in Eukaryota, Fungi, Ascomycota, Lecanoromycetes, Lecanorales, Parmeliaceae. The transcript is spliced from 3 exons. Bases 1 to 2490 code for a protein of 829 amino acids.